GCUAGGGGUACGAGUUAACAUAACAUCUAGCAUGGCGCGAAAUUCAUUCUGUUGUAUAGUGGCUAUGGAUGCUAAGCGGGGAAUCGGAAAGGAUGGUAAACUAGCAUGGAAAUUGAAAGGAGAUAUGCAGUUUUUCAAGGAACUAACAUCCAGUGUAGAAGCAGAAGAAAUCCACCAAGUGGUGUUCAUUACAUGUGUUCAAGCCUUGAUGAUGCACUGGAUUUGGUUUUCAAGGAACCCCUUGCAAGCAAGAUUGAGAGAGUAUUUGUAAUAGGUGGUGCUGCAGUGUAUAAGGAUGCCAUGGAUCAUAAAUCUUGCAGGAAGCUUUACACCACAGAAAUAGAUUAUGAAUAUGGAUGCGAUGUUUUCUAUCCAGAAUUUGACAGAAAUAUCUAUAAGCCGAUUAGAGACGAAAAAGUGUCAUCUGAAGUCCGGGAAGAGGAUGGCGUGUCUUACAAGUUCUGCGUUUAUGAGAGGAUUUGAUUUACAGUCCACCGACACAAUCCUAAACAAAUAUAUUUAUUGGGUACCCCAUAUUUACUUGGUCAAGUAUGCCAAGAACAGCGAAGUACUAGAACUGCUGCUGUCAACUGUUUAGAAAAAUUGCAAUCACUGCUUUGGCAAUCGUUUAGCACUUCAUUUCAAA
Messenger RNA from Exaiptasia diaphana, 646 nucleotides. Its product is annotated as dihydrofolate reductase. The coding region runs from base 106 to 483 and encodes 125 amino acids. The record is from RefSeq and is a predicted model, not a curated record. Gene Ontology annotation, molecular function: NADP binding; dihydrofolate reductase activity. The transcript has 5 exons. Gene Ontology annotation, cellular component: mitochondrion. NCBI's taxonomy places the organism in Eukaryota, Metazoa, Cnidaria, Anthozoa, Actiniaria, Aiptasiidae. Gene Ontology annotation, biological process: tetrahydrofolate biosynthetic process; glycine biosynthetic process; dihydrofolate metabolic process.